CUGCUGCCACAUUCUGGGCGUGAGCACCUGAGCCCGGCCGCCGCCGCCGUCCCGCGCCGCGCUUGACGCCACCCGGAGAGAUCGGGCACUUGGCUUCUUGGAUUUGCCGCAUCGCCCUCUCCUGACCCUCGGAAUCGCCAUGGCCCAGGUUCUCAGAGGCACCGUGAGUGACUUCCCUGGAUUUGAUGAUCGGGCUGAUGCCGAAACUCUCCGGAAGGCCAUGAAAGGCCUGGGCACGGAUGAGGAGAGCAUCCUGACUCUGCUGACAUCAAGAAGCAAUGCUCAGCGCCAGGAAAUCGCUGAGGCCUUCAAAACACUAUUUGGUCGGGACCUUUUGGACGACCUGAAAUCAGAGCUGACUGGAAAGUUUGAAAAAUUAAUUGUGGCUCUGAUGAAACCUGCCCGGCUUUAUGAUGCCUACGAGCUGAAGCAUGCGCUGAAGGGAGCUGGGACAGAUGAAAAAGUUUUGACAGAAAUUAUUGCUUCAAGGACACCUGAGCAACUCAGAGUCAUCAAACAGGUUUAUGAAGAAGAAUACGGCUCCAGCCUGGAGGACGACGUGGUGGGGGACACCUCGGGGUACUACCAGAGGAUGCUGGUGGUUCUCUUGCAGGCUAAUAGAGACCCCGAUACAGCCAUCGACGAGGCGCAGGUAGAACAGGAUGCUCAGGCUUUGUUCCAGGCUGGAGAGCUCAAGUGGGGGACAGAUGAAGAGAAGUUUAUCACCAUCUUUGGAACUCGGAGUGUGUCUCAUCUGAGAAGGGUGUUCGACAAAUACAUGACUAUAUCAGGAUUUCAGAUUGAGGAAACCAUUGACCGAGAGACUUCUGGCAAUUUGGAGCAACUACUCUUGGCUGUUGUGAAAUCCAUUCGAAGCAUACCUGCCUACCUUGCGGAGACACUCUACUACGCUAUGAAGGGCGCUGGGACGGAUGACCACACCCUAAUCAGAGUCGUGGUAUCCAGAAGCGAGAUCGACCUGUUCAACAUCAGGAAGGAGUUCAGGAAGAACUUCGCCACUUCUCUUUACUCCAUGAUUAAGGGCGACACUUCUGGGGACUAUAAGAAAGCCCUGCUGCUCCUGUGUGGAGGAGAAGAUGACUGAGGGCCGCAGGGGAGCCUCGGAUGCCUCGCCUUCGCUGCAACCCGCCUGCCUCACAGCCAGCCGCUCUUCUCAUAUCCAGUGCCUGAUGCACCCUGCCUUAGUCACAGCCGCCAGCUAAUGACCAAACCCGCCAUCAAGUCUUGUCCUAGAGGUGCUUCCCUCUGACCUUCCUUCUGGGUCUUUCUGUCUUUUUUUGUUGUCUUGAAGUGUACUUUAAAUUACUAGGCCUCAUGUUUGAUUUGUUAUUUUCCAGAAGAGGUCAGACGGCUUUUGCUUUUUUUUAAAGAAAUAAUAAAUAGCUUCAUUUAUUUUCAGUUGA
This is a messenger RNA of Dipodomys spectabilis (banner-tailed kangaroo rat), 1424 nucleotides long. It is a transcript of the gene Anxa5, whose product is annotated as annexin A5. Gene Ontology annotation, cellular component: cytoplasm. Gene Ontology annotation, biological process: negative regulation of coagulation. Lineage: Eukaryota; Metazoa; Chordata; Mammalia; Rodentia; Heteromyidae. The record is from RefSeq and is a predicted model, not a curated record. Gene Ontology annotation, molecular function: calcium-dependent phospholipid binding; calcium ion binding. Bases 140 to 1105 code for a protein of 321 amino acids. The transcript is spliced from 13 exons.